Molecule: messenger RNA, 1198 nt
Organism: Schistosoma curassoni
Lineage: Eukaryota; Metazoa; Platyhelminthes; Trematoda; Strigeidida; Schistosomatidae
Source: the annotation of a GenBank genome assembly
CAUCCAAUUAAAUUAUAUAUACAUAUGUCAGUAGGUGUAGUGAGUAACAUUUUUAAGUGAUGCACAGAUUAUUGUGAAUCCGUAAAUGUCAAAUAAGAACAAUUAUACUACGAUUUAUUGAGGUCAAACAUUUAGAUGAACCUGUCUGUGAGUGUUCUCUUUUAAACUCAAAAUUUGUGUGUAAUCAUACCACUUGUUUAUGGUAUACCUGUCAAUUGUCUAAUUAUUGGUUUCAGAAGUAUUUAUGGAUAUUUUCUUCUCGUAUUUAAAUAACAUUCAAUUUGAGUCAUUCUCAUAUUCUGGUUUCUCUUUCAGAUAAAGUCAGAUAGUUGAAUGUGUAUAUUCAAUAACUGGAUAAAUGAUGUUUUCACAUGAAAUAAAAACGUUCACAAUACGAUCUCAUCAUUCUAUUCAAAUGAAAAGGUUAAUAUUGAAUUGUUUGCUAAUUUUGUCAGUCCUCAUGCUGUCUUGUCUACUAUAUUCGUUCAUUGGAGUCAGCAAUGAUUUAAAUCAGUUUCAGGCAGAAAAAUACAGUGAAGUUAAAAGAAUUUGUGAAUAUUUGCUCACAACCAAAGGUGUGAAUCCCAAUAAUGGAGUUUAUGAAAGUAUUCAGUCAAAUGCGGACCAAAGCUCUAUGUAUUUAUCAAAUCCUCAUAAAUGUGAAGAGUUUAAAUUGUUCCAUGGUCAUGUCAUUCAAUCCUCAAUUGAAGAAACACUAUUUCCUUUAGCAUUCAGUUUAUCUGUUCAUCAAAACAUUAAACAAGUAUCACGUCUACUUCGACUGAUAUACAGACCACAUAAUUUGUAUUGUUUUCAUGUAGAUUCUAAAUCCCCAAUUGAAUUUUAUGAUCAAGUGUUAGAGUUGGCCCGAUGUUUUGGUUUAAAUGUUAUGGUGUUGAACCGGACAGAAAGUAUAAAUAUUCAGUGGGGAUAUUAUUCCUUACUUGAAGCGUUUCUUGUAUGUGCGGACAAAUUAAUGAAAAACACAGACUAUAUGUGGAAAUAUCUAUUGAAUUUGAGUGGACAAGAAUUACCUUUGAGGACAAACUGGGAGUUGGUUGCACCAUUGAAAGCAAUAAACGGAUCAAAUGUCGUUGAAGGCUUAGGUCCAAAUUUCUACCCUUGGCGUUGGCCUAAAAAGAAUUUCUCAUUUCCUUUAUUCCAAGAAGUUUCAUUAUAUGAAGUAUUUAUAAAAUGA